GGGGACGAGGACCGGAUCAUCGGCGGGUACCCGUGUGUCCCCAGGUCGCAGCCCUGGCAGGCGCUGCUGUUCGGGCCCCUGCGCUGCGGGGGGGUCCUGCUGCGGCCGCAGUGGGUGCUGACCGCGGCGCACUGCAACCGGAGGGGUCUCCGUGUCCGGCUGGGCGAGGAUGACCUGUCCCGCCGCGAGGGGACGGAGCAGGAUCGCCGCGUGGUCCUGGCCGUGUCCCACCCGCGCUUCGACCCCGUCACGCUGGACUCGGACCUGGCGCUGCUCAAGCUGGACCGGCCGGUGGCCACCGGCCCCGGCGUCCGGCCGCUGGCCCUGCCCCGAGCCUGCGGCCAGCCCGGGGCCAGCUGCCUGCUGUCCGGCUGGGGGACGGUCACCACGCCCCAGGUGACCCUCCCGAGCCGCCUCAUCUGCGCCUACGUGCAGCUGCUGUCGGAGGCCGAGUGUCGCCGCGCGUACCCGCAGCGCAUCACGCCCAGCAUGCUCUGCGCCGGCGUCAGCGACCGCCGCGUCGACUCCUGCCAGGGUGACUCGGGGGGUCCCCUGUCCUGCAACGGGACCCUCCAGGGCAUCGUGUCCUGGGGGCUCCAGACCUGCGCCCUGCCCGGACACCCCGGGGUCUACAGCAAAGUGUGUCGGUUCGUGCCCUGGAUCCGGGACACCAUGGACAGCAACUAGGGACAGGGGGACACUGGGGAC
Messenger RNA from Oenanthe melanoleuca, 708 nucleotides. Its product is annotated as kallikrein-14-like. Gene Ontology annotation, biological process: proteolysis. The transcript has 4 exons. The record is from RefSeq and is a predicted model, not a curated record. The annotation marks the transcript as partial. Lineage: Eukaryota; Metazoa; Chordata; Aves; Passeriformes; Muscicapidae. Gene Ontology annotation, molecular function: serine-type endopeptidase activity.